CUCGGUUUCAUCUGGUCCCUUAUUUCCCUCCCAGGGUUCGUCUUUCCCCUUCAUAAAAGAGUUUCGAGAGGGGGAGAGUUUUCUCCUCAGUGGGCAAAAGACAAGUAGGAAGACGAAAAACCGGAGCGAGAGAGGGAGAGUGCGCACCUCGUUUCUGUUCCGAGCGCCAUGCUCCCGUAAGUACUCUAAAAGACCUAUAUCGUCUGGGCGAAGUUAAAGGUGCUGCUUCCAUUCGAAAAAAAAAGAAAGGGUGCUGCUAUAGAAGAAUCGCAGAUGGGGUCUCUGCUUGCCGACUGGCCCUCCUACAAUCCUCACAACUUCAGCCAAAUCCGACCCGCUGAUCCUUCCGCCCAGCCUUCCAAACUCACGCCCAUCACAUAUCAUCCUACGCAUAACAGGACUCUUCCACCACCUAAUCAAGUCAUAUCAACUGAAACCAGACAUAUCCUUUUGAGACGAUUCUAUCAGAAGUCCGUGGAAAAGUUGAGACCAAAAAGAGCUGCCUCUGAUAAUUUGACUCCUGAUCAUGGCUCCAAGCAGCUUAGAGGUGCCUUUGCAGAUGGCUGCAAUUAAGCUUCAUCAGAUGGUCUAGUUUUUUUCCAUAUUCCAGUGUGCCUACUCCUACCUUGCUGUCUUCAUCAUAAGUCUUGCUCUCCAUUCUUUCUUUCUUUCCUUUUUUUUUUGGGAGGUCCGGGGGUAUGUGGCAUGCUUUGCAGGCAUGUGGUGUAUGUGAAUAGUUAUAGUUUCUGAAUGAAUUAAUUGAUGAACAAGGAAGUAGAAUUUCUAUUCGUGAUAUGUUUUA
Molecule: messenger RNA, 802 nt
Organism: Elaeis guineensis (African oil palm)
Lineage: Eukaryota; Viridiplantae; Streptophyta; Magnoliopsida; Arecales; Arecaceae
Product: DET1- and DDB1-associated protein 1
Biological process (GO): positive regulation of proteasomal ubiquitin-dependent protein catabolic process
Cellular component (GO): Cul4-RING E3 ubiquitin ligase complex
Source: RefSeq, a predicted model, not a curated record